CACUUGUUUGAUACAUGGCUUUUGUUAAGCUCUUUUCCAGCUUAUUGCUUGUUGCUGUACUUUCUUGGUACCGUUUGGAAGCUUUCCCGGGCUCGGGCCUCGACCCGGAAUUCUACCAGUUCUCUUGCCCACAGGCUAAUGAAAUUGUCAUGACUGUAUUGGAAAAUGCCAUUGUUAAAGAUCCUAGAAUUGCUGCUUCUUUGCUCAGGCUUCACUUCCACGACUGUUUUGCGCUGGGAUGCGAUGCGUCUGUGCUGCUGGAUGACAGCAAAAAUGUCGUAAGUGAGAAAAACUCGAAGCCGAACAAGAAUUCCCUCCGGGGAUUCGAAGUGAUCGACGAAAUCAAGGCAAAGAUGGAGCAAGUCUGCCCUCACACUGUUUCUUGCGCCGACAUUGUCGCGCUUGCUGCCCGCGACUCCACUGUUUUAAGCGGCGGACCGCACUGGGAAGUGCCGUUAGGUCGACGGGACUCGACAAAAGCCAGCCUGAGCGAAUCGAAUCGAAACAUUCCCGCUCCGAAUUCGACGAUCCAAACACUCAUCGCAAAGUUCAGUCGCCAGGGCCUCGACGAACAAGACCUCGUCGCACUAUCUGGCGCGCACACCAUAGGUUUGGCGAGAUGCGCGACGUUCAGACAAAGAUUAUACAACCAGAACGGGAAGAACCAACCGGACGUGACCCUCGAAAGAAAUUACUACAACGACCUCAAAAGUUCGUGUCCUAAAGUCGGCGGCGACAACAAUGUUUCGCCCCUCGAUGUUUCGUCGCCCGUCAGAUUCGACAACACGUACUUUAAACUGUUGCUGUCGGGCAAAGGGCUGCUGAGUUCCGACGAGGUUUUGUUCGCUGGAAACGAGCAAAAAGCCGCGGAACUUGUAAGAACCUAUGCUGACGAUGAGGAUCGAUUCUUCCAUCAAUUUGCGGAUUCUAUGAUCAAGAUGGGGAAGAUUAAUGUUCUUACAGGGUCCAAAGGUGAGAUCAGGAAGAACUGCCGUAGGCUUAACUGAAAAAACUGUAUCAGUGAUUUGUCUGUUUGAAUUAUGUUUGUUUUUGUUUUUAUUUUGUCAGACUUUUGUUUGAGAUGUUAGUGUCUUGUGUUUCUGAAAUCACGUGUAUUGUUGUAUAAGAUUAUCUUCAAUCAACUCUUUCUUUUUUCUAUAUAUAUAUAUAUAUUAGAACCCGCUUUUGCGCGGUA
Molecule: messenger RNA, 1195 nt
Organism: Andrographis paniculata
Lineage: Eukaryota; Viridiplantae; Streptophyta; Magnoliopsida; Lamiales; Acanthaceae
Product: peroxidase 9-like
Exons: 4
Coding region: 15-1007 (330 amino acids)
Biological process (GO): hydrogen peroxide catabolic process; response to oxidative stress
Molecular function (GO): peroxidase activity; heme binding
Source: RefSeq, a predicted model, not a curated record